CCUCAUUAGCUGGCUGGACGCUGCCGUGAGGGCUGGCGGAGUCUGAUGCAGCACGCCCAGCAACCAGCCAUUUUCCACACGUCACAACAUCUCGCGACUCCCCAAGAACCCUAUAACCCAAGAACGUCGUCCUCCCCUCCGUCCUCAUCGCCAUGGCCCACACUCGAGCCCAAGCAGCCGCGCAGAGAGGGCUCACAUCGCCGGCGUCAAAAGGCCAAGAAACACGACCGCAGAGCAUCCAGUCGCGCAAUGGCGCAACCAAGCGUGCCGAGCCCAAUUGUAUACGUCCGUCUACGAUCAGUGAGACGUCGUCUCGACAGAGCAGAGGUCGCAAGCAACCGAUCGAAAUCGCAGUCGAGCCCCGUACGGACAGACAACGCCGCGGACCGAAGCGACAACGGACAUCCCCCACACGCCCUGCAGGGAACACAGUGGGCGAGCUCCUUUCAAGGAAGCGUGGGAUUGACGGGCCUGCGGAGAGCAAUCUGCCUCGAGCGAAACGGGUCCGGACAGCGAAGGCGUUGGAGCACGUGUCACAAGAGCGAGCCAUAUCGGAUCACGCCGACUUCCACUCAUCUAGAGAGAAUCUAGCAGCAUCCGCUGAAGGCGAAGGCGAGAAGCAGUUGCAUGCAGUUCAAGAUUCACUCGAUCACACUCCAGACGGGUCCCUUUCGAAACGCCGACGAACAACCCUGUCUAACCAAGAGGCGGGUGGUGACACCGAGAAUUGGCGAAACAUAAUCGAUUUCUGGAGAAGAGAAGGGUCCUGGCCUGAGAAAUAUUUUGAACCGGACGACUCGACUAGGAAGGAUUUCGAGCGAGAGUCUGAAGAUAGCUGGCUUAAGGAAAUGGAACGGUACGACCCGACCGUCAAACUACUUUUCGCGAAGAAGAAGACCCCGACAUCUCUCAACCGCAAGCGGUCUGGAUCAGACAGUUCCACAACGCCAAGCCAGGAUACGAUAUCUGCAAGUUAUACAACGCCCAGCGAUCAGAGGCCGAGGGAGGAGAAGAAUGCGCCGUAUCGAGACCCGCGGUACCCGCUCCUGCUCCAGACCAAGGGCUUGUACAUGGGUGUCUCUGAACUUGGCAUUACGGAUACGAGCAAGCAGCUUAUCCGAGACCUCCUCAGCGGUGAACAGUCGGUUCCCAAGGAGACGCUCUUCGACGACGAUAUCUUUGUGGAAGCUUGUUACAACCUCGAGACCAAAAACGAGGCGAGGAUUAUUCAGGACAUCUCUAGACUUAUCGUUCCUUCGGCGGAAUCGCUCGCACUCCGCGACAAAAAGUACAGACACCUGAUCGAGAGUGUCAACGAGGGGUGGAACAACUCGAUACCUCUCACCACCCCUCGUCCCCAGCCUGACUACUCUGUUGGGUUCAGGCGAGAUGCGUUCACCGAGGAUUAGCUCGCCAAGCUGUCGCCAUUCAUUGGCGACUUCAUCGCCGGAGACCAGUCCUUCUUCAUGGCCACGUACUACAUGUACUUCCCCUUCCUAACCUGCGAGUGCAGCGCCGCGGCGCUCGACAUCGCAGACCGGCAGAACGCCCACAGCAUGACACUUGCGGUGCGGGCCAUCGUCGAGCUCUUCCGUGCUGUAAAGCGCGAAGAUGAGGUCAACCGGAAGAUCCUCGCCUUCUCCGUCUCGUACGACCACCGGUCAGUACGGAUCUACGGCCACUACCCGUUAAUAACCGGGAAAGAUACGAAGUACUACCGGCACCCAAUUCGUACUUUUGACUUUAUACAGUUGGACGGCAAAGAUAAGUGGACGGCAUAUCGAUUUACGAAGAACGUCUACGACAUAUGGAUGCCCAAGCAUUUCAAGAACAUCUGCUCUGCCAUCGAUCAGUUGCCGUCGGAUUUGGAUUUUGAUGUCCCACCGCUUGUUGAGGCGACCGGACUUUCCCAGGAUUUAGAGAACUUGAUGUCGGAGGCCGGCUCCGCUUUAGAGCCCGUCGAACGGGACAGCCAGUCAAGUAAUGCUAGUCUGUAAGGCGUUACUCCGGACACCUCAUUCACAGUGCCGGGGAAGAGGAGGAAGGGCUAAGUCAAGUAGGAGUUGUUGACAAGACCGCCCGAGGAUUCGGUCUCUCCUCAGCAGACGCGUCCGUCCUGCAGCGACACCCUAUCGCAAG
Messenger RNA from Thermothelomyces thermophilus ATCC 42464, 2139 nucleotides. RefSeq lists its product as uncharacterized. The transcript is spliced from 4 exons. The coding region runs from base 153 to 1409 and encodes 418 amino acids. The record is from RefSeq and is a predicted model, not a curated record. NCBI's taxonomy places the organism in Eukaryota, Fungi, Ascomycota, Sordariomycetes, Sordariales, Chaetomiaceae.